AUGAGUUUUGCAGAAAGAGUUUAUAGGAAAACACUUUAAAAGAAAACUAAAAAGGAAGUCAAAAAAAACAAGGCAGAAACAACUGAAAAUGAUGAUAAUUAUGGUCUUUCUUACUUUGACAAUGAUUAAGAUGAGAUUUCUAAUUUGGCAGAAGAAUUCUUAGGAAAAUGCAUCCUUAUGAAUCAUUCUGAUGAUGAUGAAGAAACACAAAAAAGGAACAAAAUUAGAGGAAAUGAAUACUUUUAGUUAAUUCAAUUGAAAUAAAAAAAUAUCUAUUCCAUAGAAAUAAAAAAUGAUUAAAAUUAAUAGAGUUAAGAAAAUGACGAAGAUUAAGAAUGUUUAGAAACUCGAUCAAAUUCAAAUUAUGAGGAUGAUUUUUAAAAAGAUGAUGCUCUAAUGGUGUAAUUGAGCGAAAUUAAUUAUUUGGAGGAGUUGGACAACGUUUAAAAAUAAUCAGUUGGGUUAGGAAAUAAAAAAUACUAUACUUCGAAACAAAAGUUCAAUAAAAUUACUAAACAACAUCUAGUUCCUUAAAUUAAAAAGAAAAAUAUUCUAAAGAUGAAUUUAAAGGCAUGA
Messenger RNA from Paramecium octaurelia, 576 nucleotides. Lineage: Eukaryota; Ciliophora; Oligohymenophorea; Peniculida; Parameciidae. The record is from the annotation of a GenBank genome assembly.